This is a messenger RNA of Olea europaea var. sylvestris, 1591 nucleotides long. RefSeq lists its product as uncharacterized. Lineage: Eukaryota; Viridiplantae; Streptophyta; Magnoliopsida; Lamiales; Oleaceae. The coding region runs from base 158 to 1591 and encodes 477 amino acids. Gene Ontology annotation, molecular function: triacylglycerol lipase activity. The transcript is spliced from 4 exons. The record is from RefSeq and is a predicted model, not a curated record. Gene Ontology annotation, biological process: lipid metabolic process.
AGAAUGACGCGUACGCACCAGAAUCCAUUAUGGAUAUAUGUGCACAGAAUUUAAUAGUUACAAGUGACUUUACCUUUUUCCUGUAGUCGCGUAAAUGCUUAUUAAUUGCUGUUAAGGUUUUUGAAAAAGCGAAGAAAAACAAGAAAAUUGAGGGCCAAUGUCUUCCAUUUCUGGGUUCUUGAUUGUGAAGCCUGAAAAUGGUGGGAUUUUGGACCUCUUCAAGUUCUUGGCCUUGAAUAAUCAACAAAGUGUAGCCAAAUUUCUUGAAGGUUCCCAUGGUGAUGGUGUGGUGGUGUUUGAGGAAGAAGUCAAUGGUGAUAACAGAUGGGGGAUAGUUGUGUCGAUAAUAGCGAGGAAAGUUAUAAAGAUAUUUGGGAAGCCUCUGGAAUGGACUGGAUACCUUGUGGAGUUCAUCCUAAACCUUCUAUCUCUCAAUGGAAACUUUCUUGGAUUGGCCUACAGAAUUUUACAUGGAGACAUUGUGAUACCACAAAGAGGCUCGGAAACAUUUAUUAGUGCAAUUGGACAUUUAGAUGGGCGUAUAGAUCUGUACAAGAGCGAUAUGUUGCUUAAAGAGUUUGAUGAACCUAAUAUUCUUAACAAUCUUUUGAGACCAGAAAUGGGAAAUCAGGCACUUUUUGACCUGUGCCUAAUGGCUUCAAAAUUAGCCUACGAGAAUGCUAAGGUCGUUAGAAAUGUCAUAAAUCUUCACUGGAAGAUGCAUUUUGUGGAUUUCUAUAACUGCUGGAAUGAAUAUCAGAAAGAAGAGUCGACCCAAGUUUUCAUAUUAUGUGAUAAGCCAAAGGAUGCAAAUCUGAUAUUAAUUAGCUUUCGAGGAACAGAACCUUUUGAUGCUGAUGAUUGGAUUACAGAUUUUGACUACUCUUGGUACGAAAUACCAGAAAUUGGUAAAGUGCAUAUGGGGUUCUUAGAGGCCUUAGGGUUGGGCACUAGAAAGAAUACCUUGUCAUUCCAAGAAAAUCUCCAAGUAAAAAAUGUUAAUUCUGGUAACUUUAAUCGUCUUUAUGCUAGUACUCCUUCUGAAGGUUAUAAAUUGUCUACCUCUAAUCAACAAGGUGUAUUGGACCAGUCUUCCGACAAGAAGCUACUUCCAGUUAUGGGAGAGAGGACUGCAUAUUAUUCCUUGAGAAGUAAACUCAAAAGCUUACUAAAGGAACAUAAGAAUGCAAAAUUUGUUGUCACGGGGCAUAGUUUGGGAGGAGCACUGGCCAUAUUGUUCCCAACAGUACUAAUUCUUCACGAGGAGGAUGAGGUCAUGCAACGGUUUUUAGGUGUAUACACGUAUGGACAACCAAGGGUUGGUAACAGGCAGUUAGGGAGGUUUAUGGAAUCACAUCUGGAAUAUCCCAAUCCGAAGUACUUCAGGGUAGUGUAUUGUAAUGAUAUUGUUCCAAGGUUACCUUAUGACAAUAGAACCUNGUUUCGUGUCUCAAUAGAAGUUUCCUUUUCUAUUCAUAAGAGUUUGGUCAUUUCUAAUAUUGAAAGACUGUAUACCCAGCUAUACUUCUCGACUAGGAUUUUCUCCUUUAUCGGAACAAUCAGAAAGCGUUUAAAAUUUAUCCACGGCUGA